AUGGCUAUAUCUACAUCCAUUACUAUAACGAGCUCAUCUUUGCUCGAAAGCAGCUGUCUCCGCCAGCAUCUCCCGCAAAACAACGUGCACCGGGUGGAAACCUUUGAGCCCGACGACCCCAUCGGGCUGCAGCUUGGGAGUCCCCCCUUGCGGCCCCAGCUCCGGGCACGCCCAAGCUCCUCCCACGGCCCCGCCGAGCCCCCUCCCGCUCCGCGCCCCGUCAGCCCCGGCCCGCCCCCAGGGCUCCGCGCCAGCUCGCUCCCGGCGGGGGCGUGCGCGGGGCCGAUCACGCCGCCGCCGCCCCCCGGCCCCGCGGCCAAUAGGCGGCCGGGGCGCUGCCGGGAGGAGCCAAUCGGCGGCGUGCUGCCUGCGGGAGCCCCGCCCCCGGGGUGUGCGGGAGGGGAGCCAACCGGCGGCGCGGCGGCGGGGGGCUUAUAG
Molecule: messenger RNA, 438 nt
Organism: Oxyura jamaicensis (ruddy duck)
Lineage: Eukaryota; Metazoa; Chordata; Aves; Anseriformes; Anatidae
Product: formin-like protein 5
Exons: 2
Coding region: 1-438 (145 amino acids)
Source: RefSeq, a predicted model, not a curated record